UCUUUGUCGCGUCAUAGCAACGCUUUCAGCACUUCCUUUUCUAAGGCCUUCAUAGUUCAGCGACCUCCAGGCCUCCAUCUGCCCGAGGACCUCGCUGUUUGGAUGGGAGCAGAUUUGCACUUCUGGCUUAAGAGGGACGGAGCUCUGUCUUCGUGUUGAGGGAACAGGUUAUCAGCGAGCCAGAUCACUGGGGGAGGGGCGGCCACAAAGAAUGUUUAUUUAAGGAAAAAUACAUUUUAAGACUUUUAGAGCAAUUUUUGAUUUCAAAGAACCACCCCAAAUUCCAGGCAAAGAGUGCUGGAGGGUGGAAAAAUCCUUUUAGUGCAAACUCCACAUAACAAAGAAUAGACUAUCCAUCAAGGACCCACCCCGGAGUCAUCUGGGACCGAAGAUGUUGGACAGGAUUGCCCCGGCUUUUCAGGACCUGUGCAGGCAGGUGCUGCCCACACUGCCUUCGCUCAGCCAGGAGGAAGUCUCUACCAUCUGGGGGAAUGUGUCAGAAUUUGUGGAAAAGCAGCUAGCUAUGCAUAAGGGAGUUCAGAUUUCCGGACUCGGAACUUUCACCUUCACGAGGCAGAAGCUCGAGGUGGGGAACCACAAGUUUAUUCUAGUGCAGAGGCCCGUGUUUAUCAUGGCGGAGAAGUUAGUGCAGACCCACGGACUCAAGCAGAACAAAGUAUUCUCUCCUGGUGAUAUUCCAGUGGUCCCACUUAAUUUUGUCAUGAUAUCCCUGGAGGGACCAUUUAACAGGGACACGAUAGAAGGAUGUGUUAAGGAGACAUUACUUUUCUUAUCACGGUCCAUAUCUGUCAAACAAAACGUGGAGUUCACAUUCAAAGGAAUUGGGGUCCUUUUGAUCAGAGACAGCAAAGUGAAGAUGAGAUUUUACAAGGACUUCCUUUGCUCGAUGGACGGAAGUGGCACCUUGAGCAAAGCCCUGGCAAAUAGGCCUGGCACCAUGGACUCAGUGCUGUCAAGCAGAGAGGGCGUUGGAAAGCGUCCCAACAGUGCACUGGCCUUUCCAAGGAUUGAGCACAAAGAGACAGAGAACAAACCAACCAUGGAGGUCAUUGCCGAGGAAGGUGGAGAGGACAGACCAAGGAAGAUCAAGUUGAAAGACCCGACAGACAAAGAAGAAGGAGCCAGGGAGAUCUCGUCACCCAAGAAACGCCGUGAUAGGCAGUCCAUCUCUCCUGCCAAAGUAACAAGCGUCAGCCUGCUGGACAAGCUGGAGCGAAGCGGGAGCGGCGGGAAGACCGUGACACCUGAAAACGUACCAUCUCCAAGUUGUCAGAUAAAUGACAAUGAAAAGCCCAGGACAUCUCCCGCCCCGGUGUGCCAGGAUCAUAAUAAGGCAGGACAGGAAAUGUGCUACGUGUGUUUGCAACGAGCGCAGAGGAAUUUCCCGCUGUACUAUGGAGAUGAGAGGAGGAGGAGAGAGAUGGAGGACGAGAGGCUCAUGCAGCAGUACCAAAUUCUGAAAGACCAGGAGGCUUUCUUCAAAAACCAGAUGAAAAGUAUGGCUGCCAGGGAGCAGAAUCAGAAAAACGCUGCCUAUAAUCUCGGGGUCGCUGAAGCCAUAAGGAGUCACAAGAACGAGAAACCCGAGUUUUACAAUGGCUCUCACCUUCUCUGCGUCUUGAAUACCAGACUGGCUGCACAGAGAGCCCAAUACUUAAAAGAGAAGAUGGAAGAAACGCAGUACUACAAGAGAGCAUUGGAUGCACAGGUGAAGAACAAACCCUCCCAGCUGCCCAUGUUUGAGCCCGAUUCUGCUGAGCCCAUCUUUGGUAAGGAUGAGGGCGAGAUGAAGGCUGAAAAGCGAAAGCGAGAGCAGAGUUGCAUGAAGCACCAGAUGGAGGCGGCUGCCAGCCUCAAGAGGAACGCCAUUCUGAACCAGCUGGUGGACCAGAGGCGAGACCUGCAGAUGCUUCAGAGGACGCAGCGAGAGCACUUGGCAGACAGAGCUGCGGAGCUGGAUCGGGUGAACAGGAUCAACCAGUGUUUGCAGGAGGACUGGGACAGGAGCCUGUACAUGAAGAAGCAGCGGGACCUGGAGGAGAAGGCCUUUGAGCGGGCUUCUGACAAGCUGUUCCUCUUGGACCAGUGUGAGAAGUACCGGCGCUGCAGGCAGUGCCAGAGGCGCACCUCCAACGUGGGAGAGAGCAACGUGUGGCCCCUGAAUAAGUUCCUGCAGGGGUCGCGAUUGCUCGUGUAGAACUCAAAGUUUGAACCUACGUACUCAGGAACGUUUGUUUGGAGUGGAUGAAUAUUUAGAGUGUGUAUAUUUGUACCUCGGAGGAAAAAACUGAGUGUUUUCAAACCCUUUCUUGAAUUCAUGUCUAUUAUUUCCUUAGUGUCCUGCCUUCCUCUCAUCCCUGCAUAAUCCCUGAACUUGGCUCCAAUAGCGGUGCUGGUGUCUAAAUAAUUCUUAACCUAGAGUCCUUUUGCUAUAGGGACUGGGAGGGACCCAACUUCUUGCUGGAAGCUGAGGGGUGCUGACCCAGCUCUGUGACUUCUUUUAGAAACGUUCUAUUUUCCCACCUGUAAUAAAUACAUUUUAA
Microtus ochrogaster (prairie vole) is the source of this 2564-nucleotide messenger RNA. RefSeq names its product coiled-coil domain containing 81 (gene Ccdc81). Lineage: Eukaryota; Metazoa; Chordata; Mammalia; Rodentia; Cricetidae. The transcript has 14 exons. Gene Ontology annotation, molecular function: DNA binding. The coding region runs from base 392 to 2218 and encodes 608 amino acids. Gene Ontology annotation, cellular component: microtubule organizing center. The record is from RefSeq and is a predicted model, not a curated record.